AUGAGCACCGCCGCUUCCACCACCGCGUCGCCGGUUGAUCCGGCGUACGCUAAGGAGAGCAACGCGGCCUGGAUUGUUGGUGUCACGACAGCGUUACACGCCCUUGCACUGGUCUGCGCCGGGCUUCGACUUUACGUCAAAGUAUGGAGUACCCGUGCGCAGGGCUGGGACGAUGCAUUUAUGCUUCUGUGCGCGAUCUGCGCCAUUGGAGGUUGGUCGGUUUUCAUCUUCCAGUCCUACCACGGAUUGGGCCGCCACCUAGACACGAUACCUACGGUUGACUUCGUACAAUUCCAACAUGCAGCGUUCUGGCAAACCAUCAUAUCAGCGACUGCCUCCCUCAUGUUCCUCAAGGUUUCGAUUUCCCUCAGCCUUCUACGACUGGCCUUCAGCAAGUGGUACAAGUGGUCGUUGUAUUUUAUCAUCUUUUCAAACGUCUGCUUCUUCAUUAGUGGCAGUCUGACUUUCUUGUUGUUCUGUCAACCAAUGGCUGGGUAUUGGGACAAGUCCCUGAAGCCUCAUUGCGCACCCAUUACCACGUUGGUCAAAGGCGGCUUGUCAAACACGGUGUUCAACAUCAUCACUGAUGUAGCAUUGGCCACUCUGCCCGUGCCUGUUAUCUGGCGUCUGAAGAUGAACCGCCGGACGAAAAUGUCGGUGAUCGGGAUAUUAAGUCUUGGUUACAUGGCUGUCGCCAUGGGAAUCGUCAAAGCUGUCUACCAGAUUGCUUACGGCACGCAGAAAGAUAAGACCUUUAUGCAAAGUGUACAGUUUUGGGGAUUCCUCCAGCUCCAAGUCGGCAUCAUCGCUGCUUGCGCAGCCUCUUUGAAGCCCCUAUUCCGCCGAAUGCUCAAGCUGAGUUCGAGCGGUUCUGGACCUCACUAUAAGAGCGGCAGCGGCUAUGGAGCCCGCAAAGCGCCCAGAAGCAUUGGUCUCGUGACGAUCGGCGGCACCGGUGGCACGGGAUCUCGGCCAGGUGCCAAGAACAACCAGAAGUUCAGCAGUCGAGCUGUUGACGGCGACGAUGACGCAGGUAGCGACAAAAGCACGCUCUGGCUGGCAGACGGUGGUGGGAACCAUGCCACCACGGCGAAGUCGGGGUUCUACAAGAACACAACGGAGGGUUCUACGAGCGAGGAGAGAAUAUUGCCUCGGAGUUUGGAGCCGCUGCAUAUGAAGAACGAAGGCGAGCGUGGCGGCAAUGGCGGGAUCAUCCGGACGACUGUAGUUACGGUCGAGAGAGAGUCAUGA
Anthostomella pinea is the source of this 1251-nucleotide messenger RNA. NCBI's taxonomy places the organism in Eukaryota, Fungi, Ascomycota, Sordariomycetes, Xylariales, Xylariaceae. The record is from the annotation of a GenBank genome assembly.